GAAGUACCGCCAGCUGUCAUGGCUGAACGAUUUUGAUUGCUUUGUAUCGUAAUAAGACUCGGAUCAGUUUUCACCUGAGUGCUCAGCGCCGAAAGGAGGAGAUUAAAACACGACAAUCAUUACAGACAAGGUCGGCAUCGCCUAGUCAAGAUGUCACGGCUGACUGUUUUCAUUCUACUGGUUGUGCCAUUAGUAAUACUUGCUGCAAGAUACCGACCCAAGUUGCACAGAUAUCGAGAUUUCAGAGGCAAUGUUUGGGGACGCUAUAUUUCACGGUCCGGAAAGUGCCGAUCGUUCCGACGUCUUUACAACCCGGGGGAGGUGAUUAGAACACCGAGACGGCUGUCGCGAUUCACGUUCCGCUGUAGUCGACAAGGAAUAGUGGUGGACACAUCGCACAGCUCCUGUCUCUAUAACAGACAACGAAUUCCCCAUGGGGAGACAAUCGAGGAGGACUGCUCCACGUUCAGGUGUAAGAUUUACCUCAUUCCAACUCGACGACGGUGGAAACAGGUUGUUAAGAGUAUCAUGUGGCUGGAGUCUAGAGGAUGUAAAGAUCUGCUAGGGCGGUGUAAACGGGUCGAUGUCAAGGAGACAGACGGAGGUCAGACGUGCUACUGCGAUUACAGCAGUCUCCGGUGGAUCUGUUACGUGGAGGACCCGGCCCCUCUACCGCCAAUCCUGCCAGCCUUGCCGCCGCAGUGUGCUGGCUGUAUGGAUAAAGGAAAAUGUUUUCCAUUUGGGUACAAGAAAGAGAGCGGGGGUGACAAGUGUUCCUGCCAGAAGAACGGGUGGGCGUGCACUUCUGUUGGGGAACCGGUGUUCCAAAACCCCAAACCCGUCUUCGUACCUCCCCCACCCCCUAUGAUGGCUGUGGAACCGCCAUGUGAAGUGUUCCAAAACCCCAAACCCAUCUUCGUACCUCCCCCACCCCCUAUGGUGGCUGUGGAACCGCCAUGCAAAGGCAGAGGGUUUGGAGACGACGUGGUGAACAUCAUGGUCAGUGUUGUGUUAGUGAAGUUGACAGAUUCGAAGGCGGAAGUGUAA
Molecule: messenger RNA, 1047 nt
Organism: Gigantopelta aegis
Lineage: Eukaryota; Metazoa; Mollusca; Gastropoda; Neomphalida; Peltospiridae
Exons: 8
Coding region: 151-1047 (298 amino acids)
Source: RefSeq, a predicted model, not a curated record